UACAGGUCGGGUACCCGCAGCACACCUGUCGCUGCUUUAUAUUUACAGGCAGGCUGCGGUCUGUUGUGUGGUUUUGCAGCGUUGUGUUGAAUCAGAUGAUCCCGUGUGUGUGUCAGUCAGUUCAGACCACGUUCCUCUUUGUAAAUCCUCAUUUUUCGGGGUUUGCCUCAUGUCGUCAUCAUCUCUGAGACUUUUAUCCUGUUGCUACACUUCGUAUUUUUCAGUGUUUUCGUCUAAAGCAACGUGACAUCAGCAGAUCUGCCUCUUUGUAACUCUUCAUGAACAAUGAAAACCGGCAGAAAAUCACCUGUCGUCCUGCUGAAGUUGAUUUACGUCACAUUACUUACAGCUGUUUCUGAGGCACAGGAAGUCGAAGUCUGGCCUGAAGUGACGGGAUACCUCGGCCUUGAUGUCACCCUGCAUUGCCGAUUCAUCCCGGGACUAAAAGGCUCCAAUAUUACUCAGGUUCAGUGGGAUCUGAAGCCCCCAGAAGGAAAGGAAAUAGUUAUUAUUGUUUGGAAUCCUCAAUUCGGACACAAUGCCAGUGGCACGUUUCUGAAGGACAGAGUGGAGAUUUCAGGACAAUCUUUGAUCAUUCGGGCUGCAGAAAUGAGAGACGCAGGCUUGUACAAAUGCAGCAUUUCAGCCUUUCCUGGUGGUUCAUUUCAAGGAACCACCAGACUCGUCAUUCAAGAACAGAUGCCGUUAUCAUCGGGGGAGGUGUCUGCUAUAGUGAUCGCUGUCGUGUUGCUGUUUGGGAUCAUAGCAGCCAUAGUUUACUUCGUCUUCAGGAAAAGACGUGACCGUAGGGUCAGACACCGCGUCUACAUUGGUGGUCCGGUGAUGGACGUGUUCAGGCCAUCUGUUCUUGUCAGAGACGAGGAUGUGGUCUACUCUGACGUCAAGCUCAAACCAUCCAGAGAAGCUUCCCCUCCACCCAAAGACAAACACAGGACAGAUGAUGUCACAUACUCAGAGGUUUUAAUUAUGAGUCCAUCCGUGAUGGUAUGAAGCGUACGCUGAAGUCACGAGGAUCUUCUUCUUCUUAUACGUGCUGAGGGCAAAAAGGAAACGCUCUUAAAGCUGCUGCAUGCAAGUUUAAUUAACCACAAUUUUGGUAUCUUUUAGGGAAAUCAGCGUGUUAACUGCCUUUAAAAUAAAACCUAACCUUUGUGGCUGCCCCAGGCCUUCUAUUUAUCCUCUCUGUAGGGUUUUUCCAUGAGCCUGUGUUUCCACGACAGCCUCACAGCAGGGGAUACAGUAUAAAGGAAAUGUAAUAUGUCUAUUACAGUUUGCAGCGCUUUCAUUAGCCGUGGUGUUCUUAAACUCAGAGGCUAAGGGCCCUAUGUUAUACCCGACUAUAAAGUCAAUGGUGCAGUAUUUUCCUGCUAAUGAAAGGUCACAAUAUGCAGAUAGUGAGUUGGGCGUCCACAGUCUGAUUCAUACGAGUUUACACUCUGCUUGGUACACACAGUGCA
Molecule: messenger RNA, 1478 nt
Organism: Centropristis striata (black sea bass)
Lineage: Eukaryota; Metazoa; Chordata; Actinopteri; Perciformes; Serranidae
Product: myelin protein zero-like protein 2
Exons: 7
Coding region: 286-1011 (241 amino acids)
Biological process (GO): heterophilic cell-cell adhesion; homophilic cell-cell adhesion
Cellular component (GO): adherens junction
Source: RefSeq, a predicted model, not a curated record